GGUACUUGGACCCGGUCCAUUUUGAGCAUUCAUCAUAACUCCACUGCAAAUAAAGAUAAAUGACUGAAUUUUGGCAAACCUUAGUAAUUUGAUGUGCUGAAAAAGAUGGGGGUCAGACCCUAACUCAAAUUUGCCCCCGAAUGCUAUUUUUAGACUGGGGUACUUGGAUCCAGUCCAUUUGGAGCAUUCCACUAUCUUCUUUGUCUCGAAUUACAGAGCAGACAAUCACAUGAGCUUGCUGUUAAAAAGGGGAUUCCCGUUAGCUCUCAAUGGCAAGUAGAAACAUGAAAUUCUCCCGCUUGCUUUGCAAACAGGCGCGCAAAGAACUUUAUCGAUCCAAUAUGAGUUCAUGCGAAGAGCGGCAAAUACUCCUAGCAGAGAGUGGACGGAAAAAAUUCCACAAAAAAGCGAUAAAAUGCUUUGCAAUCUUGCAGCUUACCUUAGGUAUUACCUUCAUUUGUCUUGCGUGGUAUUAUCCUGGCACAACAACUGUGGAAAAUAAUCUUUGCAGGAUUGGAGAUAACUCAAGUGAAUUGUUCAUUUUUGAGAAAAUGUUGGUGCAGGAUGGCAAAAAUAUAUCAAUAUUUUCCUACAUAAUAAUUGGUAAUGGAGCAACAAUGAUCAUCAAUGGCUUUGUUGGGAUAUCCUCAGCGUUGAAACCCAAAAGCCACUUUCUGAAUGCUGCUAACUUUUGUGUUGGAACCUUGUGCUUUUUGUACGCACUGUUUGGGUUAUGCCUUUGCAACCUUACUACAUAUAUUGAGGCAGCGGUAUACGAAAGAAAUGGUAAGAGUGGUGAUGGCAUGUGGUUUGUUGCUUCGUUAGAAUCCUUGGCCUAUCUUGAGUCCCUGCUUGCACUAGGAAUUCUACUUGUUUGCUGGAUGCAGAGAAGAUGUCACUGGUGUUCGUGCAUGAACUGUCAUUGUGGGGAAAAUUGUCAAUAUGAACGCCUGCCUGAGGAUGCAAUCAAUCAAACUCAAAAUGACGUCCUCUAUGAAACAAUGACUGGCGCUCCUGCUCUCCAAAAAGAAAUUGAAGACCAAUAUGUCGUUAUAGACAGAACUGCACGCCCUGUAUCCUACCAGGGAGUCGAUGAGCAUCUGUAUGAAAACAUAAAGGAGGUGAGAAAAGCAAAUUGAGAAAAUCAGUUCCCGGAAAGAAGAAUAAUACAGAGGCCACAAAAUGGAAAAGUUUGGGAAAAAGCCCUGAUCUCCGACAAAAUGAUGCAGUAUUGCAGAGUAAAAGUAAUAUUUUUAUGAAAUAAACGCCUUGAUUUAAUAUCUCGAGAAUGCUGUCAAAGCUACAUUCUUAAUUCAAAUAGGUGGCACAAAUUUAUGAUUCUCAUGGCCCUUGAUGAUGCAGCUAGCUCGUUCUUCAAAAAUCUUAAAAACAGAACCGAAUCAAGUUGAUGUCAUUACAAAGAGACGUUCAUUUCAUUCGACUUUUCUUUCUUGAGCAAUUCCCAAGUAUUUUAUAUCAAGCUUCGAAAUUAAUUCCUGUUGCAAUUUAUCUUCAUCUACUUCUUAGCAAUAAAAAGGCAAUUUAUUCAACGAUUACUUAAGAAAAUCACAUGAAAGUCGUUGCAUGCCUUUAAAAAUUCUUCGAUUUGAUUUUCAUCCUUAGAUAGCAAAAACGUCAGUUCUGGCCUGUGUAUAUUUUUUAUGUGAAUAGUGUAAUUAGUUCGAUUUUGUAAAUUUUAUUAUGAUUGUGACAUUUUAAUUGCUAAUUCUGUAAUUAUAUUGUAAUUAUAUUAUAUUGAAUCUAGUUCCUCUG
This is a messenger RNA of Rhopilema esculentum, 1773 nucleotides long. RefSeq lists its product as uncharacterized. NCBI's taxonomy places the organism in Eukaryota, Metazoa, Cnidaria, Scyphozoa, Rhizostomeae, Rhizostomatidae. The record is from RefSeq and is a predicted model, not a curated record.